UUUAGGGAUUAGUGGAGUAUUAGUUUAGGGGUUGCUAAAUUGAAAAGAAGAAAUACGGCUGUAAUAAGGAUUAUUAUACUUGCAUUACAUGCAUUAAAUUCCACGGAUUACAACACUCAAACCUUCCAUUCCCAAACCCUCUCUCUCUCUCUCUCUCUCUCUCCCCGACGCCAUUUGCCCUUUGAUCUCUCAGCUCAGUAGGACGCCGUGUCGAGUUGAUUCUCCGAAAUGUCUCAGGACAUUCAAUAUGCCAGAAUGCUCGGAUUUAUGGAUGAGGAUAUGAUUAGUGACGCAGAAGAUGACUCAGUUGACAUUGAUGGCAUAUUUGGCUAUGUCUGUUGUAUAUGCGAUGAUGGUGGCGACCUUUUGUGCUGUGAAGGGAGGUGCCUUAGGUCCUUUCAUGCGACUGUAGAGGCUGGAGUGGGAUCUGGUUGCAGAUCUCUCGGCUUUAUGCGAGGUGCUGUCGAUGUGAUGUCAACUUUCUUAUGCAAGAACUGUAAAUUUAAACAACAUCAGUGCUAUGCUUGUGGGGAGUUAGGGUCCUCUGAUAAAUCUUCGGGUGCCAAGGUUUUUCCCUGUGCUUCCGCGAUUUGUGGUCGUUUUUACCAUCCUCGAUGUGUUGCAAAGUUACUUUGUCAAAAUAAUAGAGAAUCUGCUGAAGAACUUGAAGAAAAGAUUUCUCUGGGGGAUUAUUUUACGUGUCCAGUUCACAAGUGCAGCGUUUGUCAAGAAGGGGAGAAUAAGAAGGUCCAUGAAUUGCAGUUGGCUGUGUGCAUGCGUUGCCCUCAAUCGUACCAUAGGAAAUGCUUGCCAAGGGAGAUUGCUUUUGAGGAGAAGGGUGGAAAAUUUGGAGAAGGGAGAUCAAUACAAAGAGCCUGGGAUGAUCUACUUCCAAACCGCAUACUAAUAUAUUGCACGAAGCAUGCGAUAAACAGCUACACUGGAUCUGCAGCAAGGGACCACAUAAAAUUUCCCGAAUUUGAAGAGAGGAAGAGAAAACAGGCAUUAGAGGAGCUUGUAGCUAGAAGGAAAGCUCCAUCUAAAUCAAGAAAUGAUUACUAUGAAGAGUUGUGUAGGGGGAGAACUGUUCCCACGGUAUCCAAACCAAAGCAAAAACCAGUAUCUAAACAGGAGCAAAGGCCAUCUUUUGCUGUGAAUCAUGAGAAUCCAGAUGUACUUAGUGUUGAUUCAGAGAGGAGAGUAUUGGAUCUAAUGGAAAAAGCUGCAUCUUCAUUAACUCUGGAAGAUGUUAUACGUAAGUACCCAAUUCCGACAACUCAUGCAUACUCAUCAAAGUUUUUUGUGAACAAGAAGAUGUUAUUAGGAAAGGUGGAAGGCUCGACUGAGGCUGUUCGAACGGCCUUACAAAAACUAGAGAACGGGUGCAGCACUGAAGAUGCAGAAGCUGUCUGCGAGCGUGAUGUUCUUAACCAGAUUUUUAUGUGGAAGAAGAAGCUGCAUGUUUAUCUCGCUCCAUUUCUUAAUGCCACGCGCUACACAUCCUUUGGCCGCCAUUUUACCAAGGUGAAGAAACUGGAACAGAUUGUCGAUAGGCUCCAUUGGUAUGUUCAGCCUGGAGAUAUGAUAGUGGACUUCAGUUGUGGUUCCAAUGACUUCAGUAUCCUAAUGAGCAAAAAGCUUGAACAGACAGGGAAGAACUGCUUGUAUAAAAACUAUGACUUGUUUCAGCCAGAGAACGAUUUUAAUUUUGAGAAGAAGGAUUGGAUGACUGUCAAAAGAGAGGAGUUACAGAAAGGGGCGCCACUGAUCAUUGGACUGAACCCUCCUUUUGGAGUCAAAGCAGCUUUGGCGAACAAGUUCAUUGACAAGGCUCUUGAAUUUGAGCCAAAGCUCCUCAUUCUUAUUGUUCCACCAGAAACACAAAGGUUGGAUAGAAAGAAAUCACCCUAUGAGCUGAUUUGGGAGGAUGAUCGGUUAUUAUCUGGAAAGUCAUUUUAUCUUCCUGGAUCGGUCGACGUGGAUAACAAACAAAUCGAUCAGUGGAAUUUGAUAUCGCCGCCACUUUAUCUUUGGAGUCGUCGUGAUCGAGCUGCUGAGCACAAGGCCAUAGCUCAAAAGCAAGGCCACUCCUUUGGAAGAUAGGAUGAGGGUGGAAGAGGUUUAUCUGAGCAAAAGCGCAUGUAGAUUUGUAGUUCCAGGAAGAUAUGGUUAUGACCCGAAUUAGGAUCAGAGGUUGAGAAAUCAUGAGAAAGCACAAUAGAACCAAGUAAGAUUAAUACUUAGAUGAUUUUUAUUAGUUCUCAAACACUCGUUUCAUUAGUAAAUUUAAA
Messenger RNA from Pyrus x bretschneideri (Chinese white pear), 2291 nucleotides. Its product is annotated as protein ENHANCED DOWNY MILDEW 2-like. Lineage: Eukaryota; Viridiplantae; Streptophyta; Magnoliopsida; Rosales; Rosaceae. Bases 229 to 2103 code for a protein of 624 amino acids. The record is from RefSeq and is a predicted model, not a curated record. The transcript is spliced from 16 exons.